Astrephomene gubernaculifera is the source of this 1731-nucleotide messenger RNA. NCBI's taxonomy places the organism in Eukaryota, Viridiplantae, Chlorophyta, Chlorophyceae, Chlamydomonadales, Astrephomenaceae. The record is from the annotation of a GenBank genome assembly.
CUGGACAGCAAACAUAUAAACUGACAUGACUUCAUGGCACCUAUAGCAUCGUAAACAACUUUACCACCUGCUUUUACUUUUACAGGUUCACACUUUUCCACCAGCAAGGCGCACCUCGACAAAACCUGUCCUACAAACUUUGCAAUGUUAGGGGACCUGUCCAAAGUUGCUAUAGCGAACUUAUUAUUACAGCCAGCCUUCGAGCAUGCCGACCGGAGGUCUUGCCCGUGCGGGGCCAAAUCACGGCCUAAGCUCGCAUUUACUGAAACUAAAGCUUCCCAAACCACUCCACUUACAUGACGAGUCCGCCCAAAACCAUACAACGGCAGCAGCUGGACCAGGAAGUCCCAACACGUCCAGCACAGCCAGCGACGCCACUCCCGAUUCCCCACAGCGCUGCCAUUUCCGCCUCAACACUGCCAGCCUCGGCUCGCACACCGGGACACCAACAUCAAGCCUCCACCACAACCACAACCCAGCCUCGACAACCACCAACAGCGACGACAACAGCGACUGCAGCCAUCACCAUCGCCACACCCACAGCAGCCACAGCCCCAGCAACCACCACCGCCACCGCAGCCAUGAUCCCGCCAGUGACAGGGGUGACAGCAGCGGCGGCAGCAGCGCGGACGAGUCCGGCGGCGAAGGCGGAGGCGGGUAUGAUGCGGACCGGGCCAACCGCCGGUCAGUCCGACAGCGGCAGCAGCAGCACCUCAGUCACAGCAGCAGGCGGUCCUCGGUGUGCUCCCGCUCGGGGGCGCCGCUGUCCGACCUGCUAGACAAGAUGGGCCCAGGAGCCCGGGAGGCUAUGGAUCUGGAUCCAGGUUUUUCGGCGCACAGACCCGCGGGUCACAGGAGUGGCAGCAGCGGAGAAAGCGAUGACGACGAGGCGGAUGAGGAUGAUGAUGAGGAAGUGGGUGCAUCGGGCCGCAGGGUGCUAAACCCCCGGGACGCUGCUGCUCGACAUGAGCGGAGAAUGGCCCAGCUGGAGCGAGCCCGCGAGGCGGUCCGCGACUCGCUGCUCUCCCGCCGCCUGCUGGACCCCCGACUGCUGGCCAGCAGGGGGGCGCCGCCAGCGGGGCCGGCAGCAGUGGCAGCAGCCGCCGCCGCCGCAGCCAGCAGCAGCAACACCGGCAACCUGUCCUCCCUCACCUCCUCGAUGUCUCACUCCCAUACGUCUCAUUCCAAGUCCGCAGCAGCACAGCAUGCGCUGCCCCCCCACCUCUUGCUGUCAGUUCACACCGUAAAGGCCAACCACCCGGGCUCGGCCUGCUCCUCCCCCACCGCCGCCUCCUCCCCCACGCCUCCACCGCUGCUAAGUAGCCCCAUGGCGGCCGCCGCCGCCCGCCGUCGUCACCGCCAGCUCUGUCUGCUGGAGGAGCGGUCCACCGGGGGCGCCAGCGGACUCAAGCUAGGGCCCUUCGCGGCGGCGGCAGCGGCGGCGGCGGCGGGUAACGUCGGCGGCAGCACCAGCCGUACAGUUUCCCGGCGGCCGACGUUUGCCAGUGGUGUGUCUUGUAGCGGUCUGAGCAUGAGCAGCAGCACCACUGGUGGCGGAGUGCGGUGGGGUGGCGGUGCGGGUUCGGGUGGUGGGUACGACAGUAGCGGAGGCGGCGGCGACGGAGGCGGCGGCAGGAAUCGCGACAGCCGGCAGAGCUUUACAACGCUGCCGUCGCUCGUCAGUCGCGGCGCCGCCAUGAUGUACGGCAGCGGGAGCAGCAGCGAGGAGGG